UUUGAGUGAUUCGUUAAUGGGAAUCGGACAAAGCUGAAACGAAGUGUCAUAAGUUUGUCUCACUAGUGGAUGUUGCUAUGAUUAUAUAUAUCCUCUGGCUGAUUCAGCAGGGAGUUGGUCGUUUAAAUAAUUGUUCAUCUAAUUACCCUAUUUCUUUGAUCAUAGAUAUUAGUACUAAUUAGUUUCUAAUAUAUGAAUGGUGCUAACAGACGAUAGACCUGAAAGUAAGGAUGUGCUGCAGUGGAUGCGAGAGGGUGGUCAAGCAUGCCAUUUACAAGCUGAGAGGGGUGGACUCGGUGGAGGUGAACCUGGAGAUGGAGAGAGUAACGGUGGUUGAGUACGUGCAGAGGAAGAAAGUGCUCAAGGCGGUGAGAAGAGCUGGUAAGCGAGCCGAGUUCUGGCCGUACCCGGACAUGCCUCGCUACUUCACUUCCUCCGACCAUUACUUCAAAGGCUAACCCAUGAGGUUGCAAUAGAGAAGACUAAGCCCAACCCAACUAGGACUAGGGUUUGGUGGCAGCUAUCAAGAAAGAAUCCCUAAACCGUAAAAGAGGGGAGGUGAAGAACCCAAAAAUACUCAAGCUACAACCCUAUUAAGCGACAGAUCUAACGAGGACUAAAUAUUAUUCAUGAAGGAAGAGCCAUGGCUUAUAAUAUCAUCCCACAAUGGAUGUUGAUAUUGAUUUAUUGUAAUCUUGAGCAUUAAUCAGUAAAGAUCUCUUUAUGUUCAUUCCGUGGAACUGUUCACGUACGAAACAUUUAAAAUUUGCCCAAACAAUUGGCGCUAGGAGGGGCAGUUUUAACUACGUGAGUAUGAACGACCGAUGAGUUAAUCUUGAGAUGGAAGAUAAUUUGAUCAACUCAUGGAUCUACUACGACGCUGGAAAAAAUCUAAUGAUUGGGGGCAGAGCUACCAACGCUAUAAGAUCACCAUUACUUGUCAUUAAAAGGAAGGAAACUUCAAAAAAUAAUUGGGGGCAGAUCGAGCUACCAACGCUUUAUCGUUCGACUCAUGGUAAACACUAGUGCACUACCAUGAAGCAUGGUGGAUCACACUAAAGCCUUUGAGUAUAUUGAUGGUGGCUUGACAUAUGGAGAAGUUAUCCGAUCGAUUUC
This is a messenger RNA of Camelina sativa (false flax), 1116 nucleotides long. Its product is annotated as heavy metal-associated isoprenylated plant protein 30-like. The record is from RefSeq and is a predicted model, not a curated record. Lineage: Eukaryota; Viridiplantae; Streptophyta; Magnoliopsida; Brassicales; Brassicaceae. Gene Ontology annotation, molecular function: metal ion binding.